AACUCGCCAGCUAGAGCGCCAGUCUGAGGGCCUCCGAGGCAGCGGCACGGCGGGCGCGGCGCGGCGGGAGGGGACAAGAUCAGGGCAGGAGGCAAGCGGUUAAUCGAAAAGAGCCCCGCACAACCAACAAAAUGCUGUCCUGGCGGCUGCAGACGGGCUCCGAAAAGGCCGAGCUUCAGGAGCUCAAUGCUCGCCUUUAUGACUACGUGUGCCGGGUGCGGGAGCUGGAGCGCGAGAACCUGCUGCUGGAGGAGGAGCUGCGCAGCCGGCUGAGCCGCGAGAACCUCUGGAUCGAGGACCAGGCGCGCUUCGCCGAGGAGGCGCGCAGCCUGCGGCAGCAGCUGGACGAACUGAGCUGGUCCACAGCGCUGGCCGAGGAAAACCUUCCAUCUGCAAGAAAUUCAUUAUAUGAAACUAUCUGUACAAGGGUUACAUCUCUUUUUAUGCCCCAUUCUGUUGGUAUCUUUAGUUUACGAAGCUUUCGGGAUGUGGCUCUAAAAGUUAUUUUUUCUCUUCAGAGAGUGAUUGACAGCCUGGAGGAUGAGAAGGAAGCCCUCACCUUGGCCAUGGCUGACCGGCUGCGGGAGUACCAGGAUCUUGUGCAGGUGAAGACUGGCCUCAGCUUGGAGGUGGCCACCUACAGAGCCUUGUUGGAAGGAGAAAGCAAUCCGGAGAUACUGAUCUGGACUAAGAACAUUGAAGACAUGCCACAAGAGUCCAGAAGUGCGACCUAUCACUAUACCAACUCAGUUCUGCAGAGGAAAAAUGAGAAAAAUCUAUUUCCAAAGCAAAAAACACGUUGGGCAGCUGAAAAUCACAGCUCAGCUCUGUAUUCUAAUAGGCCAUGGCACCUAGAAUCACAGACAACCACAGCUGCUGGGAGUACUGCCAGAAGGGGGCUCCUGACUUCUGGGUAUUCUUCCUCAGCUACAACCCUGCAGCAAAAAUCUAUUGAGAAAACUGUCAGCAACCAAGCCAGUCUUAGACCUGUUGCUCCAAUCAGUGGCCUUCUAAGAAACACUGAUGCUCAAGUGAAAACAUUCCCUGAUAGAUCCAAAGUUGGAGGCACCAGGGACACACCCAUACGGCCAGCCACAGAGUCCAUUAUUGCCAGAGAGUCACACAAAGAUCAUCGGGGCAAUGUGGCGGCAGGUGCCACGAACAGCGCUCAGUCCAACGACAGAACUGUCAUUUUGGGAAAGAAAUUAGAAGUGAAAACCACUAGAGAACGAGAAAGGGACAGAUCAGGUGUCAUCAAAUUAAAGCCAGAAGAGAAAAUGUUUGAUUCUAAAGAGAAGGGCUCAGAGGAAAGAAAUCUGAGAUGGGAAGAACUGACCAAGCUAGAUAAAGACUCAAGAACGAGAGAAAGCCAGCAGAGGACAGACGAGCCCAAAGAGAAGAAAUCACCAAAGGAAGGAGGUAUGAAGGAAAGAGAAGUACCCAUCAGUCUAGAAGUAUCCCGGGGCAGCAGAACAGAAGUGUCCACAAGAGGCUUGCAGUCAUCCGGAAGGAAGGAUGCUGGAGACAGUCGGGGAGGAGGGACAGAAACAAAAGAGACCAAGUUUCGGUUGGAUACCCAGGACACUGCCAGCUCCUUGCAAAGUGAUUCUAUGACAGAGACCAUAGCAGACAGCAUCGUCACCACCAUCCUUAAGCAGUUCACCCAGUCUCCAGAUGACGAGGAGAGUGCCAGCUCUUUGCCAGACACGAAGGUCACUUAUGUGGAUAGGAAAGAGCUCCCCGGCAGAGGGAAAAGCAAGACAGAAAUCGUGGUGGAGUCUAAGCUGACAGAAGACGUUGAUGUUUCUGAUGAAGCUGGCCUGGAAUACCUUUUAAGCAAGGAUGUCAAGGAAGUAGGACUAAAGGGCAAGUCAGCUGAGAAGAUGCUAAGUGAGAUGAUCAAUGUUGGUCUGAAGGGAAGGGAGGGCAGAGCCAAAGUCGUAAAUGUGGAGAUCGUGGAAGAGCCCAUGAGCUACACAGGUGGCGGGAAAACAGAGUUUCCUACCCCUUUCCAGGUGGAAGAAGUUGAUGAUGUGUCUCCCAGCCCCAAGGGGUUUGUUGGGGAAGAGGAUGGUGAUGGAGUAACCCAUGCGGCAUUCCCGAUGCAUCAAGAUCAAAGGACCAAGCAGCCCCAGGGGAGCAUCCCUCACGUGGAAGAAGUGAUGGAGGCAGGUGACUCAGAGGGAGAGCAGAGUUACUUUGUGUCUACCCCAGAUGAGCACCCUGGGGGACAUGACAAAGAAGAUGAUGGUUCAGUGUAUGGGCAAAUCCACAUAGAGGAAGAGUCCACCAUCCGGUACUCGUGGCAAGAUGAGAUCGUGCAAGGGCCUUGGAGAAGGAAAACAAGAGGUGACACUGGGGAAGAGAAGCACGUGAAGGUCCUGGAGAUUCCAGCGCCUUCGCUGGGUGGUGCCGUUGGUUCUGCUCACUUGAAGGAAGAAGCUAGUGGUGAAUUGCAUGCAGAACCCACGGUCAUUGAGAAAGAGAUCAAAAUACCGCAUGAAUUCCAUACCUCCAUCAAGGGUGUCUUCUCCAGUGAGCCCCGGCACCAGAUGAUGGAGGUCAUCGGGCAGCUGGAGGAAACCUUGCCUGAGCGCAUGAAGGAGGAGCUGUCUGCUCUGACCAGGCAGGAUCAAGGAGAGCCAGGGAGUGUCUCUGUGGAUGUGAAAAAGGUUCAGAGCUCUGCCAGUGGUUCUGUGACCUUGAUGGCUGAAGUCAACCUCUCCCAGACCGUGGAUGCUGACCAGUUAGACCUGGAGGAGUUGAGCAGGGAUGAAGCUAGGGAAAUAGAGAGGGCUGUGGAGUCGGUGGUGAAAGAGAGCUUGACCAAGCGCUCCAGCCCAAUGUCUAGAAGCCCGGACAGGGGAGAUGGAGAGGAGGAGGUGCCUGCUGGGGGCAUUCGCUUCAAAAGGUGGGCCACCAGGCAACUGUAUAGCCCAUCGGGUGAGAGAGAUGACACUGGCUGGGCGCCUCACAGCUCAGAUCAGCGUGUCACCCAGGGCCCAGUGUCGGCCACCUUGGAAGUCACCAGCCCGACGGGUUUUGCACAGUCUCAUGUGCUGGAAGAUAUAAGCCAGUCUGUAAGACAUGUUAAACUGGGCCCCACUGAGAUGUGGGGGACUGAGCAGGUGUCCUCCGGAGGACCCACCGCACAGGUGGUAGAGGUAAGUGGGGACUUCAGCUCUGAGGGAACCAGCCGCUCUGUGAGGCACAUCACCCUGGGUCCCCAUCAAAGUCAUGUGUCCACCGAAGUCACCCUCCGAGGUUCUGUGCCUACCUGGCGGGAAGCAGGAGACAUAGGAGAGCCUGGCCCAGCAGUACUGUCUGCAGAAGCAGACAUAUCUGGGAACCACAGAGUGCCUGGCUCUGAGCAGUUUCACGCUGAAAAGGAAAUUCGUUUUCUGGGGACAGCCCAGGCUGGUAGUAACUUUGCAGCUGAAGAGGCAGUGGGUACCCAGACUUUUGUUAGGCAUCUCCAGUUAGACCCCAAAGAGGGGUUCAGAGAGGAAAUCCAGUUCAUAGCUCCCAUCCCAGACAAAGUGGAGUGGGGGAUAGAGGAGGACUCUGAGCACACCACGGUGUCUUUAGGCAGGAGUACCUCCAUCCGGCACCAAACCUCCAAGUUAGAAACCCCACAGAUGCGAGAAUUUAGGGACUCAGAAGGCAUGGUCCUUGUGGAGGGCUCAGCCGGUAUGACACAGGCCACUCGAAGUUUCACCUCAGGUAGAGAAAUCAUCAGGAACAAAGAGCACACAUUCCAGAAGGUCAUUUCUGAGUCCCCUCUGGACAAUGUAGGGGAUACAGGAGCAGAGGUGACAGCAGCCAUCAGCAGAUCGUUUAGACACAUUCAGAUAGGCUCUACAGAGAAGGGACCCUCUGAACACACUGUCAUCCAUGGACCUAUGUCUAAGACAUUUGUACUCGAUGGUUCAGUGGCCUCCCCUGAGCUAGGUGGGUUAGCUGGUGACAGUAGCACACUAAGCCACAUUGCACCAGGGCCCAAAGAAACUUCAUUUACUUUUCAGAUGGAUGUGAGUAACACAAGGGCGAUCCGCAGCUGGACCCGAGACGCAGGGUCAGAAGUGGAAGCUCGCAGUGUGUCUGACCAUGGUGGCUGGAGAACUGCUCACAAUAGGAAUGAGCAGGUAGUCAGCAUGAGCUCUCAGGCCUCCACUGGGGAUGGACACCAGACCCGUGGAGAGAGAGGCACGGAGCAGGCUGGAUUUGACAAGACCGUGCCGCUGCAGAGAAUGGUAGACCAGAGGUCGGUGACUGCAGACGAGAAGAAAGUGGCUCUUGUCUAUCUAGACAAUGAGGAGGAGGAGGAGGGCGAUGGAUGGUUUUGAUGAGCGGAGCUGUCUUGUCUUAAAUGGCACUUUGGAAACAUAUCAAUAUGCAAAGCCUUUAACAUACCAAUAUACAAAGCCUCUACUAAUCGUAUGGAGGAGGGGGAGGCUGGUUAUCAAUACCUUUAUUUAGAGAACCCUAGGCAGAGCCAGUUUGCUUUAGAAUUCACUUGUAAAGGUUUUUAAUUGGCUCUGGCCUUUUAAGGCUUUGAGAUUUUGCAUUUGAGUUAGGACUUUUGCAGACACUUCAUCUUUUUAGUCCUUUCUCUAAAGCUUUCUCUCCACAUGUGGAGAGAGUUUGUACGAGUUUUGCACCAGGUCACAGGCGUGGCUUACUGCUAUUCUACUAUUUAUCUAUAAGCAAGACACCUUAAUAUUAACAUUAACCAGAUUAAAAAUAACAUACUUAAGGGUAGGUUUUGUUUGCAUGUGCUAACAUCAAACGGUAAACUAACACUGGAAAGGAAAAUACAUGAUGUUUCUCUUUCCUAAGUCUUUUCAAAAAGAAAUUAUAGAUGCACUGGAGAGAUGA
This is a messenger RNA of Cricetulus griseus (Chinese hamster), 4878 nucleotides long. The record is from RefSeq and is a predicted model, not a curated record. NCBI's taxonomy places the organism in Eukaryota, Metazoa, Chordata, Mammalia, Rodentia, Cricetidae.